Messenger RNA from Fusarium graminearum PH-1, 1653 nucleotides. RefSeq lists its product as uncharacterized. The coding region runs from base 1 to 1653 and encodes 550 amino acids. Lineage: Eukaryota; Fungi; Ascomycota; Sordariomycetes; Hypocreales; Nectriaceae. The transcript is spliced from 3 exons. The record is from RefSeq and is a predicted model, not a curated record. Gene Ontology annotation, molecular function: NADP binding; flavin adenine dinucleotide binding; N,N-dimethylaniline monooxygenase activity.
AUGCCUUCAGCACAACCAAUUCGUGAUGAUGCCUUUGGGUCCCCUGGCAGCAACUUAGACUAUGAUGUUCUUAUCAUUGGUGCCGGACUCAGUGGUAUCCUCAGUCUGUACCGUAUGCGGGAACUGGGCUUGAAGACACGAGUCAUUGAAGCAGGUUCCGGAGAGGGUGGAACUUGGUUCUGGAACAGGUAUCCAGGUGCUAGGUUCGAUUCAGAGAGUUACUCAUACAUCUUCUCAUUUUCACAAGAAGUCCUGGAUGAGUGGAACUGGACCGAGCACUUUGCUCCUCAACCAGAGACCCUUCGCUACAUACAGUAUCUUACGGAUAAGUUCGACUUGAAGCGUGAUAUGCAAUUCAACACACGCGUAAAAUCGGCAAAGUUCCAGGAGGAUACGUCGUCGUGGCUGCUGGAGGAUGAAGAUGGCUCGCAAUACACAUGUCGCUACCUCAUCACCGCUAUGGGCAUUCUCAACCAACCAACUUUACCAAACAUUCCCGGCGUACAGAACUUCAAGGGACAAGCGUGGCAUACAGCCAGAUGGCCCAGUGACGCUUCCGCCUUAGACGGCAAGCGAGUGGGCAUCAUCGGUACAGGCGCAACGGCAAUACAAACCAUACAAGCCAUCUCGGACAAGGUUGGACACUUGGCAGUAUUUCAAAGGACUCCGAAUUGGACAGCCCCACUACGAAAUAAGAAGAUCAGCCCCGAGGAAAUGGAUGAGAUUCGCACAAGAUACCCAGAAAUCUUCCGCAGAUGUUCCGAAUCCUAUGCUUGUUUCAUCCACGUUGGCAACAGCCAGGGCGUGUUCUCUAUGACGGAGGAGGAGCGGCAAGAAAAGUGGGAGAGACUAUACGCCGAACCCGGCUUCGCCAAAGUUCUGAGUGUCUCUUCAGACAUCUUCACAGACCACAGAGCAAACGAGCUUUACAGCAAGUUCCACGCUGAUAAGAUCCGCGCACGAAUCAAUGAUCCCGAAGUAGCUGAGAAGCUGAUUCCCAAAAAUCAUGGUUUUGGGACAAGGAGGGUACCUCUUGAAAGCGGUUACUUCGAGGUUUUCAAUCAGUCAAAUGUCAAGUUGGUUGACAUCAGGGAAGACCCGAUUUCUCAAAUCACAGAAACUGGUGUCCAAACGGGAGAUGCGUUCUAUGAGCUUGAUGUUCUUAUCUACGCUACUGGCUUCGACGCUGUCACUGGAUCUUUCAACGCAGUUGAUAUCCAAGGCCGAAAUGGAACGAGUCUCAAGGAUGUCUGGGCUGAGGGCAUCAGGACGUUCCUCGGACUUACUGUCCAGGACUUCCCUAAUAUGUUUAUGAUUAUGGGUCCUCAUCAAAUGUUUGGAAACAUUCCAAGAUCCAUCGAGUACGCAGCAAACUGGGUUGCCGAGUUUAUUCGAUAUGCUCGUGACAACAAAAUCAUCAGUGCUGAAGCAACAAACAAAGGUAUGGAGGAUUGGACGCAACAUGUGCACGAAUGCGGAAAAGGCUUACUGGCCAAUGAAGUUGACUCAUGGAUGACUGGUGUCAACAAGAACUUGGCUCAUAAGCAGAAGAGAUCCAUGACGAGAUACAAUGGCCCUGCACCAGGGUAUCGAAAGCGAUGCGAUGAGGUCAAGGGAAGAGAGUACUCAGACUUUGUGUUGAGAUACGCUUGA